CUCCGGCGGCGCCCUGGGAGCUCGCUGUCCCGCGCAGCCUCUUUUGGCACCGAGGCCUCCAGGUGCCCCGCACGAAGGCGGAGCCGGAUUACAGCCGCCUCCCCGGCGUCACCGACCAGACCCCCGGGAGCUCGGUACCCCAGCGCUGCGGCGACGGCGUCCCCAGCCUCCGGGGUUGUCCGCGCUCCUCCCUCUCGGCGUGCCGGGCGCGAAGCCUGCGACGCGCGAGCAGAGCGCAGCGCGCAAAGCCGAGUGGCGCACGCUGGGCAGUGGCCCAAGCAGCCCGGAUUGCAGCCAGUGCCCUCACUCGAGCUCGCCAGCCCGUGGACGCCCGGACCAUGGCUGCCCAGGGACCCAGACCCCGCGCCCGGCUCUGGGCGGCGGCGCUGCUCCUACUCGGUCUGCCGCGCCUCUUGGUGCGGGCGGAUGGGAAGCUCUUUGUGCUGGAGUCUCAAAAUGGCUCUCAAGGCCUUGAACUGGAGGCUGCUCGGCUCUCCUGCAAGAGCAGAGGUGCUCACCUGGUGUCGACAGAGGAGCUGCGGAGAGUGGUCCAGGAUUGUACCUUCCCGGUGUGCACCACUGGCUGGCUGGCGGACGGCUCCCUGGGGACAACCGUAUGUAUCAAGGGGAGUGGUGAACAGCAAAUCAUGAGAGCUGUCGAUGUGAGAAUUGAGAGCAACCCAGCUCCUGGUGGUACAUACAAUGCCCUUUGUAUUAAGGAUGAAGAGAAGCCAUGUGGAGACCCGCCUUCUUUCCCACACACCAUCCUGCAGGGACGCACCGGCUUGGAGAUGGGGGAUGAGCUGCUGUACGUGUGUGCCCCGGGCCACGUCACAGGCCACCGUGAAAGUGCCUUCACCUUGCUGUGUAACAGCUGCGGUGAGUGGUACGGCCUGGUGCAGGCCUGCGGGAAAGAUGAAGCUGAGGCACAUAUUGACUAUGAAGAUAAUUUCCCUGAUGACAGAUCUGUGUCAUUCAAAGAGCUCGUGGAGGAUUCCCGGACAGAGGCAGAGGACAGGGGUCAGGGUGAGGUCUCUGAGGAGGCUCCAAAACAGGACCAUCUGGUCUCCAUUUCUGUGGGGAGAGAAAACAUAGGCCGGGAUACAGCCUUUGUGUCAACCACAGGCUUGCCCAGUGCUGGGAGCAGUGUCCCCACAGACCUGCCGGGAUGGAUACUAAACCAGAAAUACUUGUUCUGGCUUCCUGCUGCGACCUUCCACAAGCUUGAGUUGGAAAAAGAGAUGGAUGAUGACACCAAAAAGCAGUUUCCUGCUAGAGACAACCACAGUGGCAUAACAUUGGCCCCAGGUGAAGCUGAAACCAAGGCGAUCUAUAGCAGCACUGAUCCCUCUGGGCCAUAUGGGGGCAGGAAUGACAGCAAGGCAGGAGACCCAAUGGUGAGCAGCAGCGAUGAAUCCUGGUUAGAUGGCUACCCUGUGACCGAUGGGGCUUGGAGGAAGACAGAGGCAGAAGAGGCAGAAGAGGAGGAAGAUGGGGACAAGGGGGAUGGGUCAGUAGGGCUGGAAGAAUGUGUUGUAUUUACUUCCCAUCAGCCCAUUCUUGUGGAAGUUAAGCCCAGGAGUUCCACCCUCACACCACGUGAGGACAUGACCCAAAAUUCAGCUCUUCCAUCUCAAACAUUAGAUGUAGAAGCUUUGGCUCUCAGACCCAAGAGUGUGUCUGAAACUGAGGGUCCCAGCAGGGGGGAGGCUGACUUGACCAGGUACCAGUCAACUGUUCCUUGGCGAUUUGCCACAGAGAAGUCUCCCAUGGCCACCCUACCCUAUGGACUCACCAGCUCUACCCUGGAGACAGUAACAAAUGCUAUCCCGAAGAUGCCUACCCACAUUCCCUCAACUACCCAGACUCCAGUGGAAACCAUGGCUCCUAAGGUCCAGGAUAACUUCCCAUACCUGCUGUCUGAGGACUUCUUGGGACAGGAAGGCCCUGGCCCAGGUGUAACUGAGGAGCUUCUUCCAACCUUGGAGCCAUGUGUAGGGGAUGAGUGUCCUAGCCUCAGCAGAGGCCCCGUCAUUGCCACCAUUGUCACCGUCUUGUGCCUGCUGCUGCUCCUGGCGGGCGUUGGGGCAGUGUGGGGCUACCGCAGGUGCCAGCACAAGAGCUCUGUGUACAAGCUGAACGUUGGCCAGCGGCAGGCUCGGCACUACCACCAGCAGAUCGAGAUGGAGAAGGUCUAGCCAGCUUCAGAGUGGGCUCUCCUGAACUCACUUGGGAGG
Hipposideros armiger (great roundleaf bat) is the source of this 2237-nucleotide messenger RNA. It is a transcript of the gene SUSD5, whose product is annotated as sushi domain containing 5. The record is from RefSeq and is a predicted model, not a curated record. Gene Ontology annotation, biological process: cell adhesion; Notch signaling pathway. Gene Ontology annotation, molecular function: hyaluronic acid binding. NCBI's taxonomy places the organism in Eukaryota, Metazoa, Chordata, Mammalia, Chiroptera, Hipposideridae. The transcript is spliced from 5 exons. The coding region runs from base 339 to 2198 and encodes 619 amino acids.